Osmia bicornis bicornis is the source of this 7723-nucleotide messenger RNA. RefSeq lists its product as uncharacterized. Bases 199 to 5331 code for a protein of 1710 amino acids. Gene Ontology annotation, biological process: regulation of transcription by RNA polymerase II. The transcript has 17 exons. Gene Ontology annotation, molecular function: DNA-binding transcription factor activity, RNA polymerase II-specific; RNA polymerase II cis-regulatory region sequence-specific DNA binding; zinc ion binding. The record is from RefSeq and is a predicted model, not a curated record. Gene Ontology annotation, cellular component: nucleus. Lineage: Eukaryota; Metazoa; Arthropoda; Insecta; Hymenoptera; Megachilidae.
AUACCACAACGUUUCAAUACAGCCACAUUCGAAUUACUUCUAGCUGUCUACUGUUUUCGUUGCUGUUUGCUGUAUCUGAGCAAAACACGGCAAAGUGGCUUGUCGGACGAUUUUCACCAGGGUCUCGCACGAGCAGUCAGUCCAACUGCGCGCCAGCAAGAGUCGGCUUUCGUAAGGCGGGACUAUCCCCGCCAAAUCAUGAACAAGGUGGACGAUCGUGUGAGAUCACCAGGAACAUCACGAUGUCUAACCACCACCAUGUCGCUUUCCAUUUCACCUUCGAGCCCUGAGGAACCUGUCACGCUGGUGGAACUGACCAGCGUGCCAGGUGGCCAGAAUGCGAUGGCUCAUCUCAAAAAACGGAAGCUGGAAGCAGAAUCUGUCAGCCCAAAUCCUAAGCAACUGCAGCAACUGCAACAACAACAACAACAACAGCAGCAACAGCAGCAGCACUAUCAGCAACAGCAACCGUUGAUCAACAAGAAGGCUGUACAAACGAGCAUUCCUCAAGAAAUGGAGACAGCUGAUGCUGCUGCUAAGCGAAGGAGGAAAAGCGUACGCGACGAUGAGACAAGAAAAUCACUCGAUGCCAAUGACACUAGCAAAACUAUACCGUUGCCACAAAAGAAACGAGCAUUCGCUGCUGGGAACUCUGGUAGCCCGGCGAGAAAAUCCAGCAAGCAUUCCGAAGAACCCGAAGACGACGAGACUCUCAUUAGAGAAACGGAGGCUGCUUUGAAAAGUUUAUCCGGAAGCUGGCCUGGGCCUAGAGGUUGUUUGUAUCAACGAGGAAACUCGGACGAAGAUAAGUACGAAUCGAAUUUCGAGAAUCUAUUCGAAGAGAAAAAAGACAAUCCAAAACUGUCACCUUCCUCUGUGUCAACAUCUUCAACUACCAGUAACGAGACAGGUUAUUCUCUAAAAGACGUGAUAACAUUCCGUGGACAGCAAGACCGUAGCGGCAAGUCUCAGCAACAAUUAAAGCAACACGAUGCGAUUAAGCAAUUACAGCAUCAAAGCAGAGUGAAAAAGGAUCUGGAUACCGUGUUGAGAACAGAAAGCGAGUGUGGCAACAUUCAAAGCCAAGUGAACAAUGUGAACCCUAAUGAACCCGGAAAAAUUAGACCGGUGUCUGUGAGAUCCCUGUCGAGCAAGGAGCGAAACGACAGAAGCAUGGUCGGCACUCACGUGGAUCCCCAGGGACGACAAACAGAUAAAUACUCCAGAUACGAUCCGCCAGACUUCAAUGAACUGGUAGACGAUUCGUCGAACGAACUCGAGAUCGACAUGUCUGAUCCAACCGCGGAGAAGGACGACGCUGACAGAGAUAAGAUGAACGACAGAGAUCGUGAUCGAACGUGCAGAAACGGACAAUCGCCUCAGAAUUCAGCGAGGCAGCAACACCAUCAACAUCAACAAAUGUAUUCGAAUUAUCAUAGACAGUACAAUGAGAACGGUAUGAAGGUAUCGCCGAACGCGACGACCAGCUCCUCUUCUUCGCCGCCGUCGAAUUCUCCGUUCUCGGCCACGUCGGCAUUCAGGCCACCUAACACGGACCACGCGAAAGCUACUGGCCGCGGUACACCGUCAGUGGCGGUGGCUUCCACAGCGAUUCCACCUAUCGGCCCGUACCCUGCCUCGGCCACGUUUGUUGGCUACCCCACCGCUGGUCCUGGGCCAACGAUGCCGACCCCGCAACCUGUUACGGGUAUAUCGACCAGCUCCGAGGACAAGCAUUCGUCGACGGUUUCGCUGUUGCAGUUGAAAUCGUCGAAAGAGGACGCCCAUCACGUGGCCAGACACGAGGUGACACCCAACACUGUGACAAGCAGCAAAAGUCCCAGCGGUGGCCUUCCCGCCGUCACUAGCCCCGACUCCUCGAAACAAUAUACGAUCCUUCAGCCAGCAGGUGUUGGCUCCAGAGCUGCCAGUGCCCUUCAGGACAUAGCCAGGGACGGAGUGGUCAGUGUAACUGCUGUCAGCAGUUGUAGCACCAGUAGCUCGACGAAUGGGAACAACAACGGUAGCGGUAGCGGUAGCAACAACGGUGCUGCUGCUAAUUGCACCAACAACGUGCCCAGUAAUAAAAAUAGCAACACCAGCAAUAGUGGUAACGGUAGCGGUAACAGCAAUAAUGCUGCCAAUGGAAACGGUACCAAUGUGACCAGCAUCGCUAUCACGGCUGUCUCGACCAGCACGACCACGUCCAGCCCCACGACUGGCGGAGACGUGUCAUCUGGAACUGGAACGGCUCAGCAAGAGAAUGUGAUGAAAAUACCGGAAAGGCCUGGCACCUUUGAUGGGAGUAGGCCAGGAAUGUCCAUGUCUCCGUCCAGUCUAAGCAGAGAGGGCAACAAGUGCCCGACCCCAGGGUGUACGGGGCAGGGUCACGUGACCGGACUCUACUCUCACCACCGCAGCUUAUCCGGUUGUCCAAGGAAAGAUAAACUAACGCCAGAGAUGUCCGGAAUACCUCCAGAGUAUAUCAGCACGAACCUAUUGCCGCCUUCGAUGGACAGCAAGAGCUACUCUCAGUAUGGCACCUCGACGCAGGACACGAAACCAGUACUAAGCAGUCUCACAUACGACUAUUAUUCGACAACGAAGGGUACAGGGAUCAACGUGAAACCUCCGAAAACUCCGGAGGAGAGCCCUUCGUCCCGCACGAGCAAAGUGGUCCCUAAAACGGAGAAUAUGGCGACAAGCGGUAGUUGCUGCAGCAGUUUACCGAGCAGGGGUCAAAACACGUCCGACCUGUUGGUACCGAAGACGGAAGAAACGGCUUCUUGUAGGGUGAACUCGCCCCCUCCGCCACCUCCACCCAAUGUACGACCGACAUACGACUCGUAUAUGAAUCAAGACUCGAACUCGUCGUCGAUGUCCUCGAUGGACGCCAUGGGGUCCAGGGGGUCCAUCGGCGCGACGAUACAUCAUCCUAGUCAACACCCAACGCACCACGUGCUACCGAUGCAACCCACGGUCGCUUAUCCGAUGCCAAUGGUCGAGGACACUAGGAUGAGUCACCAAAUGUCGCAGAGGUCUCCUUACGAACCCUCGGCGAUGAUGGCCGCUGCGGCGGCGGCAGCUGCGGCAGCCACUUCCAGCGAGGAGCUUUAUCACCACAGAUCCGCGGAGCACGCGAGGGCCUACAUGCACCCCGGGGCUAGUAAUAUCGCGCGACCUGUCGUCACCUAUUCCAACGAGAUCGCGAACGCGAGGGGAUACGAAAACGCGGUCGCCAGUGCCGCCAAUCAUCGACCGUACGAUCCGGGUACCACGUCAGCUUACGAGAGAUACGACACACAGGGUUGCGCACCCAUUCAGUCGCAACAACAGCAGCAGCAGCAGCAACAACAGCAACUCCAUUCGAGGACGAACAUGUAUUACCUGGGACAAACAGGAAUGACACCGGAGGAACAGGAACGAGUGUACCAUCAGGAGGCUGCGGUCGCGGCUCAGCAGCACCAAAUGGCGAUGGCUGCUGCCACGGCUGCAGGAAUGAUGAAGAGCGAAGAUGUGAAAUGCGUCACAGUGGCGCAGGUGCAGCAGAUGCAGAAACCCGGGGGUCCUCCAACCUCUCCUGGAGGGUCGGUGAUGGACCUGUCCACUUCCAGUGUCACAUCAACGAGCCCUCAGGCGCCCCCGUACGGCUCUAACAGUCUCAGCCCUCAAUACGGCGGUGGUCAAACUGUAGGAGGGAGUCCUCAGGCAGCAGCAAGUCCCCACCUGACGGCAAGUCCUCAGGUUCCCAGUCCACAGGGACAGACCCUCGAUCUCAGUGUAAACAGGCUUCACAGUGGCGCACCGAGUCCCCAGUAUCCAACCGGCCACGGAGAAGCUGUAGCGGUUCCCGUUGGACCAGGCUUCCCAGCGCCCAGACCAAUCGAGGAGCAGACCGAGCCGGUCGACUUCUCCACGGCGAACGAGCCGGUCAAUUUCAGCGGGGGUCCUGGAAUCAGGCCUGUACCAGGGUUCCCACCACCCGGUGUGCACGUCGCGGCGUACAGCCGAGAAAGCACCCCCGACAGCGGAGGUUCCCACUACAUGGACGCCUACCGUGAUCCCACUGGUUAUGGACCAAUGAGCCCACAUCCGGGAUACGGGAUGACAGGUGUUCAGCCCGAAUAUCCAGCGAACACUUACACCCCUUACCCCACUGCGGGAUACAACUGCGGUGGAACUUAUCCAGGUGGCCCUGUGACUUCCGGUUACCAAAUCCCAGCAGGUUACACGCCGACACCCUGCUACAGUAUGCCACCCCCACAGCACACGGUUGGACCUCUCGAUAAACCUACGGGUAAAGACGAUAGUCUGUCCGGUUGUCCGCGUGCCGAUCGCUCCCAGAUUCAGGCGCAUUCGCAAGAACUGAAGUGCCCUACGCCUGGGUGCGAUGGAUCGGGUCAUGUGACCGGAAACUACUCGUCUCACAGAAGUUUAUCUGGCUGUCCACGGGCUAAUAAACCGAAGAGCAAGCCACGAGAUGGACAGGACUCUGAACCAUUGAGAUGUCCAAUCCCCGGUUGCGACGGGUCUGGUCAUGCUACCGGCAAAUUCUUGUCGCAUCGCAGCGCUUCCGGCUGCCCCAUCGCCAACAGGAACAAGACGCGAGUGCUAGAGUCCGGUGGCACGAUCGAGCAGCACAAAGCAGCGGUUGCUGCGGCGACGGCAAUGAAAUUCGAAGGUGUCAACUGUCCCACGCCUGGCUGUGACGGGAUCGGCCACAUAAACGGUUCAUUCUCCACUCACAGAUCUCUGUCCGGUUGUCCGAUAGCCGGACACGCGGUGAAGAAGCCCAAGUUCGAGGAUAUGUCGAGCAUGUACAGCAAAGGAAUCACCGGGGUGGACACCAGUGGUCCGGCUCACGGGGGUGCGGUGGGUACGGGUCAGGGUAACACGAGUGGUAGCGGUACCGCCACUGGCCAGAGCGAGGAUCUCUACACACUGGAGGCUGAGAUAACGGAACUCCAGAGAGAGAACGCUCGGGUCGAGUCGCAGGUGCUGCGCUUGCGCUCCGAUAUCACCGCCAUGGAAAACCAGCUGAAGCAAGGAGAAAAGGAAACAACAUCGAUUGCUCAGCGCAACAACAACCUGACCGAGUACUAUCAGUCGCUGCGCGAUAACAUGAUAACGCUGUUGGAGCACGUGCGAAUACCGAACGCCCCAGGCGGACCACAGGAGAAGAUGGGCCACGAGAAUUUUGACAGUUACCUGACGAAGUUACAGACCCUCUGCACCGCGGAUGGUUAUUGCGCGGACGAAGGGAACAGGCCGAUUUACGAGACGGUGAAGACCGCGCUACAGGACUUCACCGUCCUACCGACACCCAUCUGAGACCAUCCCUAAAGCUCGACGAUCGGAUAUGACGUAACUUGGUCGCGUUUUACCCAGUGACUUAUCGUUUAUGACGAAAUAAUGAAAGCAUGAUAAGACACCGGAGGUUCGCGUGGUUACUCAUUGAAAGGACACUGUGCGACGAACAUUGAACGCGACUCGUGUAUCGUUAAACGAUACCGAAAAAAAAAAAAGAAAAAAAAAGAAACAAAGACGUUCCCCGUCGAUGAACAUUCCAUUCUACCUCUCCUGGGUAGAUGAAUCAAUAGACGUUGCUCUUCAACGAAUAUCAUCGGGUGAUCUGCUCGUGUACCAAACGAGAAUGGUGCUUUUUACCAGCGUUGGUGGGGUUGGACACGUUGGACGGUUGUAUAGACUGUUAGUAAAUGUUACAACGGUAUCUAAGGUAUCCUCUGACGAUCCAUUCAGUGUGAUCUCGCGGAUCCGUGCGGACUGAUGUUGCUCAUAGCGAUUUUGUACAUACGGAACCUAUACUUCGUAAGUAUUAUAAAAAAAAAGAUCGGUCUGCGUGAAUCGCGCGCCGAUCUAUCAUCGUGAAUUGUAAAUAAAACAUGAGAGAAAGCAUUUAUAUAUAUAUACAUAUAUAUAUAAAUAUUAUUCGACGAAAGCGUUAAUGUGGUUAUCACUUAUAAUUAAGGCAUGUAAAGAAAGGGAUAAAGAGUAAAUGACAGGAACGUCAAAGGGAAAAUGAACGAGAUUAGCUUACAAUAGAUGUAUCGCUCUUACAAGUGCAUAACUGUUACUAACCCGUUAAGCCAUUAAACGUUAACACUACGAUGAUGUGAGAAGAAAAAACCGCUAAACGCUGCUUCAGCUGAAACCGACGGCUACUUAAUUAUAAAUUACUAUUGCGUACUUAUUACAGCUAGAUAUUACUACUAUCGUCACUGUUACAACCACCGAGAUCGUUUCUAGAAAUUAAUCCAAAUCGUCAUUAUUAUUAUUAUUAUGAUUACGGUUAUUAUUGAUUAUUAUUAUUGCUACCACACUACUCUUACUACUGGACACAUAGGAUAUUAGCGACGAGUAUACCGACGCAUUUAUAAUUAUUAUCAACGAGUCUACGAACGGUGCAACACGUUGUCCAUAAUGUGUAAAUAAUCAAAGAGAAAAUACGAAUAUUAAUAACGAGUGUGAGAGAUCGAGGAAAGGAAAGUGAAAUCCUUCGAAUUGAAAAGGGGUGCACUUGAGAUCGCUCGCGUAAUUUUGUCCCAUGAAAGAAACAAAGAUGUCAAUCGUAAACACGGUGUAUUUAUCAAAUUUUUAGGCGUAAAGUACGUGCGACAGGAUCGACGAGUUUUAUAUUUAAACAGGAGAAACAAUAGUUCUCGGUGUCGUCGCGAAUCGUCGAUCAGUCUGAACGAAGGGUACUCGUUCGUUUGUGCAAUAGCUUCGAAGGAACUCGUUUAUUUUGUUGAAUUAAUUUAUUAAGGUGAUACGCAAAUUGUUACGGUUCUGUUAUCGCAUUUACGUAUUUAUUGUACAUGUUUUUAUUGAGUGUAAAUAUCGAUAUCAUUGAGAAACGAAGAGAUAUCUUCUGCCUCUUUGACGGUUCACCGUUGCUGGCUCGACGAAGGAGACAAAUUUGACAAUACGCGUCGUUCGAAUCGGCAAAUCAAACGCUUUUGAUCCAUUCCAGUGGCAUCGAUAAGUAUACGACGUGUAGCAAUUUCUCGCGACGAAUAAUCAUUUGCCGUUGUCGGCUAACAAAUUUUCAAGUGGAAUGCUAGUCGAAUAAAAUGUAGAAAGUCCAUGAGACGACGGUAAGAGGCAAAGAUAUUGGCAUCGCAGUGCUUAUUAUUUUGCAGACUGAACUCAUUUCGUCGCAAUAGGAACAAUGUACAUAAGAGAGGGUGAUUAAACGCGGAAGACGAAUGGUAAUAGAGAGAAAUCAAUUAUUUCGUCUGUUCGAUAAGAGAAAGAAGGGAUAUACCUUUAACCAAAAAAAAAAAAAAAAACCACCGUGUAGUGAGAGUAAUAAUAAAUUAAAGUAUAGCGAUAGUCGGCCGACGAUUAACGAUUAAUCUCGACGUUAUCAUUAUUCUUGUCAUUGUCAUUAUCAUUACGAUUAUGGUUACCAUCAUCGUCACUGUGAUUAGAUCUAUUUUUUUGCUCAACACGAAUACUUGGCGGCGAGAAAACCGGGUAAAGAGGGUAAUCGACGAUUAACAUGCGCCCGUUUUUCUUCAACGUUACCAUGAUAUUUUAUUGCUAUUAUUGCCAUUAUUACCACUAUCGUCGUUACGUUCUCGUCAUUAUUACGAUUAUUAUUGUUGCCGUUGAUAAAGUUGUACGAAUAUAUAAGUUCAAUGACAUGCUUUAAGUAAGUAUAAAUGUUACUCCGAUUGAAUAAAGGGUAUUUAUCGAUGAA